Molecule: messenger RNA, 535 nt
Organism: Mucor mucedo
Lineage: Eukaryota; Fungi; Mucoromycota; Mucoromycetes; Mucorales; Mucoraceae
Exons: 3
Coding region: 1-459 (152 amino acids)
Source: RefSeq, a predicted model, not a curated record
AUGUAUGAUACAUCUCCCGACUUUGCUUAUCGCGAGGACCUAUCUGAGUAUUAUGUCUCUGAUGAAAACUCUUAUAAUCCGUCAAACCCUUAUGGUUUCAAUGAGCAUUUUCAUCCGACUGAAGCCUCUAAAGAGAUUUACAUCGUCACACUCGAUCAACAAUUAUCAACUGUUGGACCAGAAAUUAUCAACCAUAUGAAAGUAGAGAUGUCAAACAACGAGACAACAAAAAUCAAAUUGACAAAUACUACUCGACAAAACAUCAAGGUUGUAAAAACUCAAAAUAUGAUCCCAUCAAGUAAUGUGUUGAAUGUUUUGCGUGAGUAUGUUCCUGAUAUAAAAAUCAUUAUAUGUGUAAGGGAUACUUUUUUUCGACGUAGUAAUUUCGCUGGGUUAGCUAAUCUUUUAGCAUCAUGCAAGCAUUUCCUUGAAACUCUCCCCUGCUUUAUCACCCCAUAAUUGCUUCUGUUUACAACUUACAUACAGGGCACAGCAGCUUUCAUUUUGCUGAUAAGGUUAACCUUUGACUUAUGCC